UUCCGUUCUCCGGCGGACAUCACACACCAAGCAUGAAGCCCGCCUCACUCCUGGUGGGGUGUCUGCUCCUCGCGGCGGCGAGGGCAGCCCCGGCCGACCCCGCAGCGGCAACGGCCGUCGCGGACCCCAAGAAGCAGGAGCUACAGGUGCAGGCGCAGCCCGGAGACGCAGUCACUCGCGCCAAGAAAAGUUUGGAGUAUGGCAUUGGCGGCGGCGGCGGCAACGGCGGCUGGGAUGACUCAUACGGCGGUGGGCAGCAGGCCGGCGGCUACGGUGGCGGCGACGACCACCACGACCACCACGAGCACCACGAGCCCAAGGUAGAGUGCCACAAGAAGCUCGCCUGGAAGACCGAGUGGAAGCAGAUCUGGAGGACCGAGAAGAAGCAGAUCUGGCGCACGGAGAAGAAGCAGAUCUGGAGGACAGAGAAGAAGCAGAUCUGGAGGACCGAGAAGAAACAGAUUUGGCGCACUGAGAAGAAGCAGAUCUGGAGGACAGAGAAGAAGCAGAUCUGGCGCACAGAGAAGAAGCAGAUCUGGAAGACCGAGUGGAAGAAGAUCCAGGUCCCCGUCUGGAAGGAAAUCCAGGUCCCGGCAUGGAAGGAAAUCCAGGUUCCCGACUGGAAGAAGAUUCAAGUGCCAAUCUGGAAGGAAAUUCAGGUACCCGCCUGGAAGGAAAUCAAGGUCCCCGACUGGAAGACGAUCCAAGUGCCCAUCUGGAAGGAAGUCCAAGUCCCCAUCUGGAAGGAGAUCCAGGUCCCCGACUGGAAGAAGAUCUGGGUGCCCGUCUGGGAGAAGAUCUGGGUUGAAGAGCCAUCUCACGGCUGGGACGAGCACGACGAGCACGGUCACGGACACACCAAGAAGGUCUGGAAGAAGAAGCUGGUCUGGAAGCCCGAAUGGAAGAAGAUCUGGAGGACCGAGAAGAAGCAGGCAUGGAUCACCGAGAAGAAGCAGGCGUGGAAGGAAGAGCAGAUCCAGAUCUGGCGUACCGAGAAGAAGCAGAUCUGGCUCAGCAAGAAGGUCCAGGACUUCAAGGAAGAGUCUGUCCAGAUCUGGAGAACCGAGAAGAAGCAGAUCUGGGUGCCGAAGAAGGUCCUUGAAUGGAAGACUGAGUGGAAAUCAAUCCAGGUUCCUGACUGGAAGGAAAUCCAGGUCCCCGACUGGAAGGAGAUCCAGGUUCCCGACUGGAAGGAAAUCCAAGUUCCUGACUGGAAGGAGAUCCAGGUCCCCGACUGGAAGGAAAUCCAAGUCCCUGACUGGAAGGAAAUCCAGGUGCCCGACUGGAAGGAAAUCCAGGUUCCUGACUGGAAGAAAAUCCAGGUGCCCGUGUGGGAGAAGGUCUGUGUGACCAAGGAGAUCGUCGAACACCACGACCACCAUGAGUCACAUGGCUGGAACUGAACAUCACCAAACCUCAUCGCCAUUUGCUCAUUUCACCAUCUAGUUUGUAAGCCCCCCUCCCCCAAGUCAUAGACGGCCUUCAUCAACCGUCGAACUCCUUUGUAAAUACUCGCUUCCCCUUCCCUCACCCUGUCCCUCUACGACUUGACCAAAGUACAAAGUUAUUGCCCGUUAAGUAGUGUUAUGCGAGGGCUAGUAUUUUUCCACGCGUUGUCAACGUGAGUGCGAACAUCUCUUUUUUAUGUGUAUUAAAUCUGUUUUUUUUUUAUUAAAAAAAUGAAACAAA
Thrips palmi is the source of this 1689-nucleotide messenger RNA. RefSeq lists its product as uncharacterized. The record is from RefSeq and is a predicted model, not a curated record. The transcript is spliced from 3 exons. The coding region runs from base 33 to 1403 and encodes 456 amino acids. Lineage: Eukaryota; Metazoa; Arthropoda; Insecta; Thysanoptera; Thripidae.